Molecule: messenger RNA, 2182 nt
Organism: Scheffersomyces stipitis CBS 6054
Lineage: Eukaryota; Fungi; Ascomycota; Pichiomycetes; Serinales; Debaryomycetaceae
Product: epsin
Exons: 1
Coding region: 467-1966 (499 amino acids)
Biological process (GO): endocytosis; actin filament organization
Cellular component (GO): endosome; clathrin vesicle coat; plasma membrane
Molecular function (GO): clathrin binding; phospholipid binding
Source: RefSeq, a predicted model, not a curated record
CUUCUGUCCACUACAGAAAAGAGUAGAAGGUAUUUUGAUUCGAUUGAAGUAAUUUCCGGAAUUUCUAAGUACGAAACUUGUCUAGAACUAUUCUGGAGGCUUUUUUCGUAUCCCCAGUUUCUCAUCUAGAUUUCACUGAAUAAUCGGAAGACAUUCCACAGUUGUCCUUGCUGGUUUCUGUUCAUUGUUGAAGACAACUUAUCAAGUUAGUUACUUCGUUUUCAAAGUUUGGCGAAGUAUAUAUACUAUUUACACUGAUCUGAUAGCUGAAUUAACGGAUUUAGUAUUAGAUACAGCAGAUUACAUCAGUUUGGUUUGUCAAAAGUUGUUAUCUUUUUCGGAAAGGGUAUUGAAAUCACUUUUAUAAUUCAUUCGACUAUUUGAAUCGUGCAAUACUUCGAAAUCAAAUAGAUUUUUGUUAUUUUCAUUGCUUCCAUCAUUUUCCUAAAGCACAUCUUCAUACCAAAUGUCUAAAUCGUUUGUGCGUUCUAUCAAAAACGUUGCCAAUGGGUACUCGUCAGCCCAGAAGAUCGUUAGAAAAGCCACCUCCAACGAUCCGUCCGGUCCUACUACUUAUGACAUGGAAGAAAUUGCAUCGUACACCUAUCAAUCGCAAACUGACUUCUUGGAAGUCAUGGACAUGUUGGAUCGUCGUCUUAACGACAAGGGCAAGAACUGGCGUCACGUAGCCAAGUCCUUGACUGUAUUAGACUAUUUGGUCAGAUACGGCUCGGAAAAGUGUGUUCUCUGGUCCAAAGACAACUUGUACAUCGUCAAGACGUUGAGAGAGUUCAUACAUUUUGAUGAAAUGAACAACGAUCAAGGUGCCAUUAUCAGAGUCAAGGCAAAAGAAUUGGUUUCGCUUUUGCAAGAUGAUGAGAGAUUGAACAUGGAACGUUCAGCUGCUCAGAGAUCUCAAGGAAAUCACAGCAGAAACGAACAUAGAAGGCCCAGAUCCAGAAGAAACACUGUCAGUAACAGGCCUGUUAACGACGAUCCAUAUGAUAAAGAGUUGCAGAAGGCUUUGGAGUUGUCUAAACUUACUGCUGAAGAAGAAAGAAGACGUUUGGCUGAAGAUAGCGACGAUCCCGAGUUACAAACAGCUCUUAAGUUGUCAAUGGAAGAAGAAGAAAUGAGAAAAUUAAAGAAUCAACAAAAUGAGAGUUUGUUGGAUUUGGACGCUCCAGUAGCUCAACCGCAGUACUAUUUGACUACGGGAUACUACCAGGAACAACCUCAGCAAUUCUUCCCUCAACAGCAAUUCCAACAGCAGCAGCAGUACGACAUGUUUGGCAAUCCAAUACAAAGUGCUAUGAACACCGGAUUGUAUCCUCAGCAAACUUACUACCAACAGCCUGCUGCUCAGUAUCAACAAGCCAACCAGUUCACUGGCUUCAAUUAUGGACAGCCACAGCAGCAACAGGAUCAAUUACAGCCAUUGAAGACUGGUUCCAACAACCCCUUUGCCUUACUGUCAGAGCCUGCUGCUCCUAAGCCUCCUGCUCAGCAGUCGUUAAACGAAUUGUCACAGCAACAAGCUGUACCUACUUUCUUCACACAACCUCCUCAACCACAACAACCGGUGAAGACUCAAACUACUUCUGGCUCCAAGUUCAACGAGACCCACUCAGAGUUGAACGACUUGUUGGCACAGGGAACAGGCAUUGAUACCUUCGGCAACAUUGGAGCUUCGAGAAUCCCUCAUCAGCACACUAAGACGCAGACUUUCAUCAACUCUAGUGGUACUGGUUAUAGACAGACGGAUGGUCAACAGCCUCAGUUGAGCUCCAAUGCCACUGGUAACCCAUUCUUGAACACUGGUAUUGGAUACCAACAGCAACAGCAGCAGGCUCAGCCUCAAAUAAGUGCCGCAUACACAGGCUACGGCUUUGGCAACGCCCAGCCACAGCAACAGCAGCAGCAACAGAGAUAUGCCAACGAUGGACCCAGUUUGAUAGAUAUCUGACCAUUCCAAACUCUAUAAUGGACCAGGAGUGCGAUGUCUAUAUGAAAAACUCUACUUUUCUUCUUGAUUGUUAUUGAUGAUUAUCCACCUUUUUUCAUCUUUUCUUUUAGGUGAUAUAUUAUGUUACUUUACUUUUAUUGCGUUGCACUCUGUCAUUCAUUGUUUCUACAUAGAUCCAUUUCAGAAUUAGUAAAUAUAUACUAGAAAAGCAUUCCA